Molecule: messenger RNA, 591 nt
Organism: Tetranychus urticae (two-spotted spider mite)
Lineage: Eukaryota; Metazoa; Arthropoda; Arachnida; Trombidiformes; Tetranychidae
Product: pre-rRNA-processing protein TSR2 homolog
Source: RefSeq, a predicted model, not a curated record
AUGUCUCAUAGUAAAAGUGACUCUAAUCUAUUUCAUUCAGCGAUCGAUCAAUCCAUUGGAGAAUGGACAGAGUUAAAACAUGUGAUAGAAGUCUAUGGAGCUGGUGGUCACGAUGCCGAUGAGAAGUUAACAUGGAUGGGAGGUGUUUUGUUUGAUUAUUUUCGUAUUACACCAAUGGACCAGUUACGAUAUGAAAUCCAUGAUUACAUCGAAACAAUAGUUGACAAUGAAUUUGAUUUUGUUCCUAUGGAUAAAUCAUUGGACACUUUUAUUAGUAAACUACUGGAAUAUCAUUCUCUUUGGUCAGCCGGCCAAUCAGAUAGACUGAAAUCCAUCAUGGAUGAGCGUCGCAAAGUGGCCGAAGUAAAGAGAGAAGCCAUAGCUAAAGAGACAAAGGAGAUUGAUGCAUGUUUAGAAAAAAUAGCUCUUUCAACAGAAGAUACUAACAAAGAGACAAGCAGUCAAACAUCAAACUCAACAAAUAAUUCAACUGAUGGAGAAUCAGCUGAUACUGUGAGCUCAAAAAACACGGAGGAUUCAAAUGAAUGGGUAGUAGUUAACAAUAAAAAGAAAUCAAAUCGUAAAAGAUGA